Molecule: messenger RNA, 2537 nt
Organism: Dimorphilus gyrociliatus
Lineage: Eukaryota; Metazoa; Annelida; Polychaeta; Dinophilidae
Source: the annotation of a GenBank genome assembly
UCAGGUACAGCUUGUCAGCGAGAGCUUGACAAACUAGCAAGAAGCGGAAUGGAAUUGUGCGAUUCGGCUUAUUAGACGAUUGUGUUUAAAGGCUUUUGUCACGUCUAUCGAUCGAUAUUUGGAUUCGAAUGAUGGAUUGCACAUCGACUUACUAGUACAAAAGCUAAUUCGUAAGAUCGGAAAUGAACGAGAAUUCGACUGGGCGAGGCUUCGAAUUGUAUGGCGACUUAUUUGACUUUUUGCCGAAUUCUACUUACUCAACGAAUUCUACAGACAACAGAGAAGCUGAUUUGGCGCUUGUUAAAUUAUUAUUGUUAUUCUUUCCUGCUUUUACCAUAUUUGGAAACGUGCUAGUGGUUUUAAGCGUCUACAGGGAACGCCAAUUAAGGACGGCGACAAACUACUUUAUAGUCUCUCUAGCCAUUGCCGAUAUUGUCGUUGCCAUGUGUGUAAUGCCGCUUGCUGUUUACGUUGAGGUGAAUAACAACAAGUGGCAGUUGGGUGACAUACUCUGUGACGCUUGGGUUGCCACGGACGUAAUGGGUUGUACGGCGUCGAUUCUCAAUUUGACUGCAAUAUCUGUUGAUCGAUUCAUCGCCGUCACUCAGCCUAUCAAGUACGCCAGACACAAAUCUUCUGGCAGAGUUAAAGGGAUGUUAAUAUUAGUUUGGAUAGUAUCAAUAGCUAUUAGUCUUCCAAUCGCUUGCGGCAUGAAUUAUACAAAUGCAAGAAAGGAGACGCCUGAAAACUGCAUUUUUUACAAUUCCGAUUUUCUUAUCUAUUCGUCCAUGGGUAGUUUUUAUAUUCCCUGCAUAAUAAUGAUAAUACUAUACUGGCGAAUAUUUCGGGUUAUACGUCUUCGAGCUCAGAAACAACGCCGUAAUCAUAGGACACCUAAAAUUAUAGAAAAUAAACCCGAGACACACUCUCUUAAAAGGUUCGAUGGAACAGAUGCAACGACAGAUGGCGCCGUUCCGCAUACUGACGGUACCUUAUCGGCUCCCAGCGAAGAAACGGACGAUAGGAAGAAGUCAGGGGGUUAUUCGGCACCAGCUAUUAUUGAGGUGGUAGAAAGCAAUGUGGAACCUAUUAGAGAAGAAAGUAACGGGAAGAGCGUUACUAAAUUUAACUUCCAUUUACGUAAUAGUAAGAAGAGAAAGAAAGAUAAAACAGCAAAUAAACGGGAGAAAAAAGCAACUAAAACUCUAGCCAUUGUCUUAGGUGUAUUCUUAUUCUGCUGGGUACCAUUUUUUACAAUAAAUAUUAUGAAUGCCAUUUGUAUUCGUUACAAUUUAUUCCACUCCCAUCCUGCCUGCAAUAUCGACGAAAUGCUGUUCAGCUUCUUCGUUUGGCUUGGAUACAUAAAUAGUUUUUUAAAUCCUAUAAUAUAUACAAUAUUCAAUGUGGAAUUUCGAAGAGCUUUUAAAAGGCUACUGUUUGGCUGCGGAGAAAGUUGAGAUAAACUUGCUAAGUACCUCUCAGAGCUUGUUUUAAAAAGAUUCUAUUCUUCUCUCUCUCUCUCUCUCUCUCUUCUAUACAUACUGUACAUCUCUUGCAUUGCUAUAUUUUGUGAUAUUAUACGGGAUUGUCGUAAAUUAUUUAUGCGUUAUGGAUGGGAGUAAAUUAUUUUGUAUUCAUAGAUAAAAUUUUACUUGAUUUAACCCUCCAUUUAUCACUUUUGAAAAAAAAAUUCAUUUUUUUGCUAUUUUUACUUGAUCUUUAAAAAGAAUUCUUUAUCGUUCAUUCAUCCAUCCAUCCAUCCAUCAAUCCAUCAUCCGUUCAUUUUUUUUUUCUCAUUUCUCUUAUUAAAAAAGUUAUGCAUUCACAAGAGAAAAGAAUUGAAUAAUAAGAUGAAAAAAAAGGCAGACAAGAGCAAUUUAUCACAAUUUUGUUUAUUUUAUAUAUAAGUGUAUAAAUAGGAAAAAGAAGAUAUUUCUAUAUUUUUAGUUAAACAUAUUUUCUUUAAACUGAUAUACAUAUAUAUCAUUUUGUGAUUAUAGUUUGUUAAGGACUUCAAAACUCGACACCUUGAAAGGGGAAAAGCAUAUAAAUCUAAUAAAUUUUAUCUGUGAACUAUACACUUCCAACCAUUAUAUGUAACGUUAUUUUUAUAUGGAAAACAUUUCAAUAACAUUACCAAGUGAGGAGCCAUCAUGCUGAAAAUUUGUUUAUAAAUAAUAAAUUGAUAAAAAAAAUUUAUAUUAAGUAUAAACAAAAAAAAUGAUACUAAUAAAUAUAAUGUAAACAAUUUCAUAUAUGAAUAUUAAUAUAUCUAUCUAUAUAUAUAAUGUUCCUUUUAUAUUGUCUUUUAACAAUAAAAUGAGUGUAAUUCUUUUCCUCCUCUCUCCUUCCCCUCCGCCCACCUUCUUGUGUAAAAAGCCAUCAGUACCUAGCCAUAUACUCGAUAUUAAAUAUGUCUCUUCUCUUCUUCUGUUUAAAGAAAAAGAGAAGAUACCAAAUCUUCUUUUUCUUCUCUUUUCAUAUUUUUAUUUUCUAAAAUCGUGUGAUGAAAUGAUUGAUUGAUUGAUUAAUUAAUU